Molecule: messenger RNA, 2546 nt
Organism: Mytilus californianus (California mussel)
Lineage: Eukaryota; Metazoa; Mollusca; Bivalvia; Mytilida; Mytilidae
Exons: 5
Coding region: 215-2410 (731 amino acids)
Molecular function (GO): protein binding
Source: RefSeq, a predicted model, not a curated record
ACCUGACGGAAUCAAUAGUUACACAGUAUUUUACUGCUUUGUAUUUCCCGUUCGAAUGCACACAAAAUAAUAAUUUGGUCAUCAUUGCAUUAUGGAAUCAAACAUAUACAUAUAUUUAUCCAUGCGAGAUUUGACGUUCGAGUCAUGAUUGUAAGCGAAAUCUACUUGUUUUUCUGUAAUAAGGAAGAUUUUUUUAUUUGUGAGUGACACAAAAAUGACAACCAUAUCACAGGAAGAAGAAAACUAUGUCAGGUUGAGUUUGUUGUUGUCUGGGAUCUCCCCUCGUGCAGUACGGAAAUUGUUUGACAGUGAACUUGAUCCAUCUUGCCUAAAGACAUCUAUAAAGAAAAAUUACAACAAAUUAAAAAAUCUUCAAAGGAAAAGAAUAAUCAACCAAUCACAGUGGGAUCUUUUGUUUCCAUUUGAUGGUGAUCCAAAUUCAAAUAUGUUUGAUGUAACUUUGAUGAUUACAUUGCUUACAAAUCUUACACAAUUGAAUCAUUGCGAUAAGUUGCCAUUAGUAACAGACACAACACCAUCGGCUGAUCUAGCAAGGAUUAAGUACUACAGGAACCAUAUAUCACACAAUAAAGACGGAACUAUAAGCAGUUUAUUUUUCAGCACAUCGUGGAAUGAUGUCAUUGGGGCUGUUGGAAGACUAGGUGGUAAAAACAUGCUUGAUCGAUGUGAAAAGUUGCGAACAAAAAUUCUGGAACAGUCAACAGUACCAUGGAACAUAAGAGUUCAAAUAGAUUUGAUUUUGGAAGCAUGGAAGAUAAAUGAUACAAAAUUUGUUGCAACCAGAGCUGCCAAGCAUGUUUUUAAAUGUGUACAGGAAAACAAAUGUGUAACUAUAACUGCUAGUUCUGGAGUAGGAAAGACAGCCAUUUUACGACACGUGGCAUUGCAAAUGAAAGGAAUAGGAUAUGAUAUUCUACCUGUUACCAGUCCACAAGACAUUUUGAAGUUUUACAAUCCAAAUGAAAAAACUUUAUUUGUUAUUGAUGAUUUUUGUGGAACUUAUUCUAUGAACCAAUCUGACCUUGACAGUUGGGAAUCCGUCAUGGAACGGAUAGAAAUACUUAUCGAAAAUAAACUCACAAAAAUAUUUGUUGCAUGUCGAUUACAAGUGUAUCAAGAUGAACAAUUCAAAUCUUUAUUAAUUUUCAGAACAUGUGUAUGUAACCUGUUGUUGGAAGAUUUGUGUUUAUCACAAAAAGAGAAAAAGUCAAUUGCAGAACUAUAUCUUGAAACAGAAGCAUCAGAGAUUGUACAGUACUAUGAUUUAUAUGAUUGUUUUCCACUGCUCUGUAAUUUGUAUUAUGUUAAUUCUGAACUCAAUAUUACAGAUUUUUUCCAGAAUCCAUUCUCAGUAUAUGAAGCUGAGAUUGACAAGUUGCACACAAAAAGACAUUUUGGGAAAUAUUGUGCGUUAGCUCUGUGUGUAAUGUUUAACAAUGAACUGGAGGAGAAAUUGCUAAUGGGUGAGAUAGAAAUACAAACAAGAACGACUAUAGAGAAAACAUGUGAAGCCUGCAGACUGGCCAGAGGUACAUCACGUCUUAUGUUAUUGGAUGAACUAAAGUCACUUGAACAUACGUUCAUUAAGAAAGAACAUGGCGUAUUCAAAACUUUACAUGAUAAAAUAUUUGACUUUGUGGCGUUUUAUUUUGGACAAACAAUGACCGAGUGUUUGAUCAGGAAUGCAGACGAUGUUUUUCUUAGGCAGAGAUUCUUAUUUGAAAGAAAUGAUAAAAUGGCUGAGUUUACUAUUGUUUUACCACCUGAACUCCAUCAGUUGUACCUUAACAGAAUGAUAUAUGACUGGAAAAUAGGUCGAGUACAAGUAGUGUUUAAUAACAUCAAUAUGAAGAUACCAGAUUUUAGAAAGAAAUUCCUUUGUUUUUUAAAUAUGCUUGAUAUUACACUGCAGAGAAAAUUAGCGAGGAUCUGCGAUUUUAAUUUCAAAGACACUGCACUCCUGCAGUGUUGUCAUAAUAAUUAUCUCCCUUUGAUUCAGUGGUGUAUUUAUCAUGGUGUUGACGUUAACCAGUGUAAUAGUUUUGGUGUGAGUCCUUUGUUUGUAUCAGGACAAGAAGGACACACGGAAUUAGUAAAAUUAUUAAUGGAAAAGAAGGCAGAUAUAAAUAAGUGUGAUCAAAAUGGAGUAUCCCCUUUAUUAAUGGCUUGUCAAAGAAAUCACAAAGAUGUAGUAAAGUUAUUACUGGACAACAAGGCAGACAUUAAUAAGUGUAAAGAUGGUGGAAUAUUUCCUUUGCUAAUGGCGUGUCAGAUUAAUCAUAUAGAUAUAGUAAAGUUAUUGAUUGACAACAAGGCAGACAUUAAUAAUUGUGCAGAUAAUGAAUUAUCUCCUUUGCUUGUCGCUUGUGAACGUAAUAAUAAAGAGUAGUAAAUCUUUUGUUGAAAAACAAAGUAGAGAUAAAUAAGUGUACGCAUGAUGGACUCUCUUCUUUGUACAUAGCUUGUCGUAAUAAUUAUAUUGAAAUAGUUGAGUUUUUGCUUGAUAGCAAGGCAGACAUUAAUAA